This is a messenger RNA of Chlorella variabilis, 753 nucleotides long. RefSeq lists its product as hypothetical. The coding region runs from base 1 to 753 and encodes 250 amino acids. Gene Ontology annotation, molecular function: metalloendopeptidase activity. NCBI's taxonomy places the organism in Eukaryota, Viridiplantae, Chlorophyta, Trebouxiophyceae, Chlorellales, Chlorellaceae. Gene Ontology annotation, cellular component: membrane. The record is from RefSeq and is a predicted model, not a curated record. Gene Ontology annotation, biological process: CAAX-box protein processing. The transcript has 4 exons.
AUGCAGUUUGCGAGUGUGCCGUGGGGCGGCAAGGAGGUGGUGCUGGGCAUGGCGGCCUGGUGCGCGGCGUUUGUGGGCGUGGGCCUGGCCUUCAUCCCGGUGGUGCGCGCCAUGGCGGGCGCCGACGGCUUCUCCGGCCUCUCCGCCACCGACAAGUCAGUGUUUGCGCUGGCCAACCAGGUGGCGGAGACGGCGGUCAGCAUCGCCAUCAUCCGCCUGGGGGUGGCGCGCUUUGAGCCGCUGCCGCCCGACCUCUUCAAGUAUGACCUGAGCGCACCAUUCAAGAAGCCGCGCGGCUGGCUGAUGUGGGGCCUGCUGGGCGUGCUGCUGUCCCCCUUGGUCGUGUAUGCCUCGGCCACGCUGUCUGAUGGGCUGGGCGUGUCCGACACUGCUGGGCGGGGCACCGUGGAUGCUGUGUCUUCCAUCAUCACCAUCAACUUCUCGACCUACGCCUCCCUCAUGGCCACCACCUCGAUCCUGGCGCCCCUGCUGGAGGAGACGGUGUUCCGCGGCUUCCUGCUCACCAGCCUGACCAAGUGGAUGCCCGUGCCCGCCGCCGUCGCCGUCUCCUCCCUCGCCUUUGGCAUGCUCACCGCCCUGGGCUUCCUGCUAGGGUUCACCUACGUGCGCUCGCGCAACCUGCUGACCCCCAUCCUCAUCCACGGCGCCUGGAACGGCAGCGUGCUGACCAUCCUGUUUUUCCUUGCCAGCCAGGGAAUAUCCAUCGAUGAGCUCCUCCACGCCCCUAGCUAG